Molecule: messenger RNA, 1382 nt
Organism: Haliotis rubra (blacklip abalone)
Lineage: Eukaryota; Metazoa; Mollusca; Gastropoda; Lepetellida; Haliotidae
Product: mitochondrial ribosome-associated GTPase 2-like
Exons: 7
Coding region: 233-1354 (373 amino acids)
Cellular component (GO): mitochondrion
Molecular function (GO): magnesium ion binding; GTPase activity; GTP binding
Source: RefSeq, a predicted model, not a curated record
CAUUUUGCCGUUCCAAUGAUAUGCAUUGGAUGUCAAAAUUUAAUCAAUAGUAGUUAUGGAACAUCGAAACUUUUAGGAGGCAUUCCGCAGUGAGAUUUUUUCGACCUAUGACCUCAACCUUUAGGCUUACAUGUGCCGUCACUCGUCAGGAAGUUUACCUGUAACGUGACAAGCUUCACGGAUACGCUAUGAGUCUUGCACAAGCCUGUGAAUCUAUCGCCAGAUCAUAAAGAUGAAAAGGUCAUCGCUGCUGUUGUCGACAGCUCUGCGGCAGCUGGUGCGACUUUCCCAAACUCGUCAUCUUGCAGCCAAGCCUCUUAAUCCAAACAAAGCAAAAGGCAAGGAAUCCCAGGCCAAACAUUUUGUGGACUUCAGGAAGGUUGAGGUGAUUGGUGGUGAUGGAGGGCAUGGCUGUAUGGCCUUCACAAGUCUCCCUCGAAAAGAGUGGGCGGGACCAGAUGGCGGGAAUGGUGGCAAUGGAGGCCAUGUUGUGUUCAAAGCUUCUGUAAACAGGAAGUCUCUGGCUGACCUUGACCCUGUGAUUAGAGCAGAGGGUGGUGUCAAAGGUCGUGCCAGACACUGCCAUGGCAAGAAUGCAGAACACUUGAUGGUAGAGGUUCCAGUUGGCACUGUUGUGAAAGAUGAGGAUGGGAAGAUGCUGUCCAGCCUGGAGGCCAGUGGGGAGUACUUUGUGGCUGCACGGGGAGGUGCUGGUGGUCAUGGUAACCACUUCUUCCUGUCCAAUGAGAAUCGUGCCCCUGCAUAUGCAGAAGCAGGUGCUGAGGGCCAGAGACGAGUUCUGCUAGUAGAACUGAAAACAAUGGCGCAUGCAGGACUGAUAGGGUUCCCGAAUGCUGGGAAGUCUACCCUUCUGCGGGCAAUCUCACGAGCACGACCAAAGGUGGCAUCAUAUCCUUUCACAACCCUCAACCCUCAUGUCGGCAUGGUGAUGUAUGAUGACUUCGAACAGAUCGCUGUUGCUGACAUACCAGGACUGAUUUCCGGCGCACAUCUCAACAGAGGUCUCGGAAUCUCAUUUCUACGACACAUUCAAAGAUGUACAUGCCUUCUAUAUGUCCUUGACCUCUCUGUUGAUGAACCCUGGAAACAGCUACAUGACCUCCAGUUUGAGCUGGAUCAGUACGAGGAAGGUCUCUCAAAGAGACCAUGCGCUGUUGUGGCCAACAAGGUCGACCUUCCUGAAGCUGACAAGAACCUUGAAGCUCUCCGAGAUCAUGUGACUCUGCCCAUAUUUGCUGUGUCAGCCCGAGAGCGAGUUGGUAUCAAGCAAUUGCUGGUACAUCUCCGAGAACUUUAUGAUACAUAUGCAGAGAAGAAAGGAACGGGGUGGUGAAGAGUAUUUAAUAUAGUUUCUGUCUUUC